CGUCACACACCGUUGAGGGAGCUAAUCAAUCAAUCAACCUCAUUAGCCCCAAGUGCAGGAGCAAUUCGUCUGAAACCUACUUGGCUUAAUUGAUUGUUAGUACAAGUUUAUUGGUUUUGACUGAGGAGAGCCGCAAUGGAUGAAGACUGUGAUUUGGCUGAAGAUUUUGACUGUCCAAGCCUUCUGUGUGAAGAACUGGAAGAUUUGGAAACAAAGAGUGACCCGAGGAGUGUGAGGAGGAGGACAGUGGAAAGAGAGGAGGAAGUGUUUAAUCAGAGGGAGGAUGAAGAGGCAGGAAAGGAGAGGGAGCGAGAAGGGAAGGAGGGGGAGCAGGAGAAAGAAAAGAAAGUUGAGUCAGAAAAGGAACUGAUGACCACAGAGGGAGGAGAGAAGGAACAGGUGAAGAUAGAGAGUAGGCUGGAAGCGAAGGAAGCACAGGAGGUGCAGAUGGAUGACAACGAGAUUGAGUGCAACAAAGAAACAAUUGCUGAUAAGCACGAAGACAAAGAAAGAAGAGGUCUAGAAGAGAGAGAUGACAAGAAAAAGAGUAGGAAGAGGCGAGGUAAGAAGCAAUGUGAGCGAGUGAGAAACAGGAGAGGUUUAAAAGAUGCUACUGAGCCAUUUGAGGAGAAAAAAAGGAGUCAGAUUCAGGACGUGUUAGCGAUGAGCUCUGAGGAGAGCUCGGCUCUGUCGGAGCCUGGCAUUGGACUGAUGAACAGCUGUGACCUGUCUGAUCCUGUCUAUCUGGAUUGUGGGGGGACAGGGCUAUUUUGUCCCCCAGUUCCUGUUCCCUUGCUCUACUCCUCACAGCCUCCAGUACCAAUCCAACCUGCACUUCCACAUCCCCAUGGGACAAAGCGACCCCACAGCCCUCUUUUGUCUCACAGUCUCCCCCAGCAGGGCACCCAGCCUCUUGAGAUGGAGAUAACCCAGGUCUACUCCACCCGACGCUCCAUCCGCUACAGCACCAGGGGCCGAAGUCGGGCCCUGAGCUUCACUCUGCUGCCGGCGUUGGAGCCUGUGGACAGCUGCCUGCUGCCCCCUGCACCGAAGAAGAAAACACGAACGCUCUACAGUACUGAUCAGUUAGAGCAUUUAGAGGCUUUGUUCCAGGAGGACCACUAUCCUGACGCAGAGAAAAGGAAAGUCAUCGCUGCUUCAGUUGGUGUCACACCUCAAAGAAUUAUGGUCUGGUUUCAGAACCGCAGGGCUAAGUGGAGAAAAGCGGAACGAUCCAUCACAGCAAAGGUUGAACAGAGACAGAGUAGACCUGGAUGUAGCCUCAGCCCCCCACUUCAACAAAUCAACCCCACCCUGCCCACAUUGGCACCCAACAGUAAGGGAGCACCAUCUUUUUCUGGUCACUUUGCUGCCAAGCUGCCCCAGUUCACCACUGCAGCACCUCCUUUCCCCACCCUGUCCAGCCAGACUCUGCCGUCCUACAGUAACCUGCUGGCCAGCCUCAAUAGCCCAGGCCAAUCCAGAGUGAGAGAUGGGAGCCAACACCAGCUUUCAUCUCAGACUGGGUUGGCAGAGUACCACCCCCGCCCAAUGCACAGCCCUCCCCCACUGCGCAGAGCCAGUCUGCCCCUUUUCACAACAACCUACAACCCCUCCAACCCCACUCCACCUAUCCUUAACACCCUGGCUCCUACCCCACCUCUGUUUCUGGAUGCUGUGGAGGGUGGCUCCUCCUUGCCCCAUCGUGACACCCAGUCUCUGCAGACAGACACCAGUUCUCUUUUUGACUUUGGAGAGAAGCUCGACUAUUUGACCUCAAGCCAGCAGAACAGUGCAAUCCCCUACCAGCUCCCGACCUCCUACCCAGCCAGUCAGCCCCAGCACCAAUCUCAGGCAUCUGUGCCCCGCAUGGCCUACCUCACCCCUUCCCCCUACCUCACCCCCAAUGCUCCAGAUACCAACCCUACGUCCUACCUGACCUUUGGCCCUGGAGGAAACUCCACCGGGAUGGUGACCUACUCCACUGGGUGCCACGCCUACUUCCAGUCCCAGGGUGCAGGACAAAUUCUGCUGCAGUCGGCCGGUCAUCAUGGUGGAAUUGCAGGAUACCAGUCAUACCCGUGGGGUAGUAUGUAUAAUCAACCAGCUGUCCACCAGCGUGCUCAGUGCCCCUCAGCUUACCCUACCAGCUUGGGAGGCACUCGAGAUCACCAGCCACCCUCCUCCACCACCCUUCCUCCACCUUCAUUCUUCACCCUGGGGGACCAUGGACCCUCACAUGUAAAUUCCCAGCAUUCAUCACACACGCAUACACAGACCACCACCAGCAGCAACAGCAUCACCACCACUGUCCUCCCUCCUGUGUCGACCCUGCAGCCGCCUUGCCUCAGAGCAGACAUCACUCCAACUAAGGCGGCAUCGCUGCUACCUUCUCAGGUCAGCCCUGCUUCCCCAGAAAGCUCUCCAGUACCCCCGUGUGUCAAGAUUGAGUAUGACAGUCCUCAAGAGAUUCAUAGCCACUUCCACUGCGACUUCUCCAACAUACAUUUCUGACUGCAUGUUUGUUUGUGUGAGAGAGCGUCUUUGAAGUAUCUGUGUAAAUAUGUCCUGUGUAAGUGUGAGUAUUCCUGUAUGUUCCAUUUAUAUUACUAUUAGGAUGUUCUCAGUAGAAAUGUCAGCAGACGUUUAUGUUGGUUACGUUGCAUUUAGCUUGGCUGCAAUAAAUGCUCAUUGCUGUGUUAAUUUA
This is a messenger RNA of Scatophagus argus, 2707 nucleotides long. Its product is annotated as protein PRRC2C-like. The transcript has 9 exons. Gene Ontology annotation, molecular function: RNA polymerase II cis-regulatory region sequence-specific DNA binding; DNA-binding transcription factor activity, RNA polymerase II-specific. The record is from RefSeq and is a predicted model, not a curated record. NCBI's taxonomy places the organism in Eukaryota, Metazoa, Chordata, Actinopteri, Scatophagidae. Gene Ontology annotation, biological process: regulation of transcription by RNA polymerase II. The coding region runs from base 136 to 2514 and encodes 792 amino acids.